Sorex araneus (European shrew) is the source of this 4410-nucleotide messenger RNA. Its product is annotated as zinc finger protein 345-like. The record is from RefSeq and is a predicted model, not a curated record. NCBI's taxonomy places the organism in Eukaryota, Metazoa, Chordata, Mammalia, Eulipotyphla, Soricidae. Bases 2016 to 3950 code for a protein of 644 amino acids. Gene Ontology annotation, biological process: regulation of DNA-templated transcription. The transcript is spliced from 10 exons.
GCCAGUUGGCCGCCAUUGCUUCGGAGAUUGAGGAACCCGUGGGAGUUUGGGAAGGCGGAGGGACCACCCGGGAAAAUAGGGGGGUUCUGGAAGGCCGGUUUCCUCGCUGACCUCCAAGAGGUCGCUCAGAGCUCCCUGAAUCUCCGCGGUCUCCGCGAUCUUGUGAGCAGCGGGGUCGCUCAGUGAAAGUGGCCGAGGGUGGCGGCCCCUCAUCCGGACACACCGAGCGCUCCUGCCGAAAGCUUUGUCUUGUUUAUUAAUUGUUUUUUUUUUGGGAAACAAGCUUUUAGAGUCACACUCAGGUGCCCGGUGAUGUCCAGGGGGUAUUCCUGGCUUUGCACUCAGGAGUCACUCCUGGUGGUUCUUCGGGAACCAUAUGGGAUGCUGCAGAUUAAACCCAACAAAUACCCAUCUGGGCUACAGAGGAUCCCGCGACCAGGUGUGCGAACUUAGCAGGAAGAAAAGAAUUUCUGCUUUACCUAUCAAGAUUCUGAUUGUCCAUUUCUCCUAGACCAGGGGCGCCUCCUAAUGUUGGGGUGACACCUGGCGAUACUCCGUGAUUACUCCUGACUCUGUACUUAAGAAUUACUUCUAGCGCUGACCAGAGGACCAUAUGAAAUGCCAAGGAUUGAACCCAGGUUACUCACGUGAAAGACAAAGACCCUACCUGCUCUACUGUCACUCCGGCCCCCACAAGCUUAUUUCUUUCUUAGGGUCUCACCCCAUCAGACUCUGCACUAUUUCACUGCUUGGGUUCACUUCUAAUGAUUCUAGGGACACUGGAAUGACCUGGAUAGCCCUGUGUUCUCUCAGUCAUUCUUAUAUCUGUCCUUGGAUCAUUAACAUGGUUUUUCACUAUAUUGGGCUGGAGCAAUAUAGCACAUAGCACAGCGGGUAGGGCAUUUGCCUUGCAUGCAGCCCACCUGGGUUCAAUUCCUCUGCCCAUCUCAGAGAGCCCGGCAAGCUACUGAGAGUAUCUCGCCCACACGGCAGAGCCUGGCAAGCUAUCCGUGGUGUAUUCGAUAUGCUAAAAACAGUAACAAGUCUCACAAUGGAGACGUUACUGGUGCCCGCUCCAGCAAAUCGAUGAGCAACAGGAUGACAGUGACUGAUUCACUAUAUUAACAAAUUUAUUUAUUUAUUUAUUGGUGGGUCCAAGGGAUGCUCUUUCCUGGCCAUUCUCAGAGCUUACUUUUUUUUGGGGGGGGGUCACACCCGGUGAUACUCAAGGGUCACUCCUGGCUCUGCACUCAGGAAUUACCGCUGGUGGUGCUCAGGGGACCAUAUGGGAUGCUGGGAAUCGAACCCGGGUUGGCUGCGUGCAAGUCAAGUGCCCUACCCUCUGUGCUAUCGCUCCAGCCCUUCUCAGAGCUUGCUUUUGACUGUUCUGGGAUCAGCCCCGUCAGCUUCAUCUGAGGCUAAUAACCUACCCGCUGUUGCUUCCCAACUACUAAGAAAUAUUUUUUGUCUUUAUGUUUAAAGAUUGAAAUUAUCAUAGCAAAGGUAAUUUGUACAGCAAGGAUGUGCUUGCCCUACACAUGGCAGACCCAUAUUGAAUCCCUGGCAUCCCAUAUAGUUCUUCAAUCAUCACUGGGUUUGGUGAGAAAUCAAAACCCGAAAACUGGUUUGGGGAUUGCCAAGCUCCUCACAUGGUCCUCCCAGUGAACCUUCCCUUUGCUUUUGGCUUGUUUGAAAUAUGAGAACCAUAGAGACGGUUCCUUUACCUGCUCAACCUCAUUCAACUACAUUCCAUUCAACACUGGAUUGAUUCUUCCAUUGCAUAUUGUGCUUGAUUUUAGAAUUCAAACCUCAGCUUCAGGAUUUGGCAUUGCUGCAGUUUGAUUUGGGAACGGGGUCACUGAAUCCGAAUGAGCUGAAAAAGAAUUUCUGCUUCAUCUGUCAAGUUUGCAAGCAUUCCUCAUUGUCCAUCUCUCCCGAACCAGAGGCUCCCCCUUCUGUUCAUAUAUUUCCACGGAGCCUCCUGCUGACCCUUGGGAAUUCAGAGGCUGGAGACGAUGGUGACGCGCCAUCUGACACAUUGUCCCCAGGACACAAUUACCUUCCCUGAUGUGGCUGUGAGAUUCUCCCCGGAGGAGUGGACAUGCCUGGACGCCAGACAGAGAAAGCUCUACAGGGACGUGAUGCUGGAGACCUACCAGCACCUGCAGGCCAUCGGGAAUUCCAGGGUGAAGCCUGCGAUGAUCUCCUGGCUGGAAGGAGGAGCCCUGAAGCCAGGGAGGAGAGGCAUGUCUGCGGAACUCAAGCCAUGGUUUCAGGAUUUGGCAUUGCAGCAGUUUGAUUUGGGAGAGGGGUCUCCGACUAGGAGUGAGCUGGGAAGCAGCCAGCCCACGUGGAAUGUGUCUGAUCCUGCUCACUGUGAUAAGGUCUCGAGUGAGCCAUCGUGCCCUCAGCCCCAUGGGGAUGCUGAGACAGGUGGGAUGUCCUCUAAGGGUGAUCAGAAUGGAGAAAAUGACCCCAUUCUGAAGAAGCCCUCCCCUGGGAAAAAACCCUCACAGUCUAUUGUCCUCAGUUUUUGUACACAACUGCCCCCAGUGGGGCAAACCCUAGACUGUGAAGCACUGUUUAUAGCGGGCCCCUCACACCAACACACCCAAGAGCAAAGUCACCACAGACUGAAUCCAUCCAAGAGUAACCAUUGUGGGGGAGCCUUUCCGUGUUCUCAGCAUCGUGAUGUUUCCUUAGAAACCCACAGUGGUCAGAAUCCCCAGGAUUGUCAGCAGCAAGGACAAACUUUGAGUCAGGUGUCACCCCGGUGUGGCAGUCCAAACAUUCAGAUUGGAGAAAAAUUGUAUAUGUGUAAGGACUGUGGGAAGGCUUUCACUUCCCCCUCAAACCUUGUUGCACAUAGGACAGUGCAUACUGCAGAGAAACCUCAUGCAUGUAAGGAAUGUGGACAGGCCUUUACUCUAUCCUCACAACUUAGUGUUCACAGGGAACUUCAUACGGGAAUGAAAACUUACUCGUGUCAGGACUGUGGGAAGGCCUUCACUUGCUACUCAAACCUUUCUCAUCACAGGAAGACUCAUUCUGGAGAGAAACCAUAUUCCUGUCAGGACUGCGGGAAGGUCUUUGCUUAUCCCUCAAACCUUUCGAGGCACAAGAAAAAUCACACUGGAGAAAAACCAUAUAUCUGUAAGGAAUGUGGAAAGGCCUUUGAUUAUCCCUCAAGCCUUUUGAAUCACAGGACAAUUCAUACUGGAGAGAAACCUCAUAAAUGUAAGGCAUGUGGAAAGGCCUUCUCUGAUGGAUCAGUACUAACUAAGCAUAAGAGAACGCAUACGGGAGAGAAGCCGUAUGUGUGUCAGGAGUGUGGGAAGGCCUUCAGCACAUCCUCAAUUCUUACUGUACAUAGGAGAAUUCACACUGGAGAGAAACCUCAUAAAUGUAAGGCAUGUGGAAAGGCCUUCACCGAGGGAUCGGUCCUUACUAAUCAUAUGAGAACUCAUACGGGAGAAAAGCCUUAUGUAUGUCAGGAAUGUGGGAAGGCCUUUAGCAGAUCCUCAGUGCUUACUAUUCAUAAGAGAAUUCACACAGGAGAGAAACCUCAUAAAUGCAAGGCAUGUGGAAAGGCCUUUGCUCAUGGGUCAGGUCUUAAUGAGCAUAUGAAUAUGCAUACUGGAGAGAAACCUUAUGUAUGUCUGGAAUGUGGGAAGGCCUUUGGGAGAUCCUCAAUACUUACUAUUCAUAGGAGAAUACACACCGGAGAGAAACCGUAUAAAUGUAAAGAGUGUGGGACAGCCUUCAGUAGCACCUCCAGCCUUCAUCAACAUAGGAGAUUUCAUACUGAAGAGAAACUUUUUGCAUGUGAGGAAUGUGGGAAGGCAUAUUCUCAUUCCUCAAACCUUUUUAGUCAUAGGAAAAUUCAUACGGAGAGAAACCUUAUGUUUGUAAGUAACGUGGGAAGGCCUUCUCUGAAACUUAGUACCUAAAUAAGCACUUUGUAGAGAAUAAUACAACCUCAUCAAUGUCAGACAUGCGGGGGAAGGCCUUCAUCAGACACUCAGACCUUAGAAGGCAUGAAAAUACACUCUAGAGAGCACUCUCAAGUAUGUAAAGAAUGUGGUAAGAUUCAUACUGGAUGACUCCCAAAAUAAUCCCCAAGGUCAGAACAAGCUACCUUAAGUAAAAAAUGUUUUGCCUGGAAAAGAUUAUUGGGGGGUUGCAAAAGGACAGUCAAGAAAUAGAGAAACCUGGUAGCCUGUGAAGUUCCUGGUGACUUCAGUACUAUAAGGGAAAUGUAGUUGCUCACUAGCUAUGCCUCAGCUAUGCUAAUGUCCUGGCAUUUGAAUGAACUUGAUGUGUAUUUUAACUUGUAAAUAAUAGGUUAUGGUGAUGGAAGCCAGUGGAAGGUGAUUGAAUAAAAACUAAAUAAACAGUUACAAAAACCAC